GGUGGUUGUUGUUUUGGUGGAAACGUCUGUUCAAGUCCUUGGCCCAUUUUUAAAAUUGGGUUGUUCUUGUUGAGUUGUAGGAAUUCCUUAUAUAUUCUGGAUAUUAAGUUCAUAUCAGAUCCAUGAUAUAUAAAUACUGUCUCCCAUUUCCAUUGGAGACAUUUUUAUUCUGUUUUUUAUUCUCCCAUUUCCAUGGAAGACAUUUUUAUUCUGUUGAUGGUAUCUUUUGAUGUAUAGCAGUUUUUCAUUUUAAUGACGUCCACUUUAUUUUUCUUUUGCUGCUUAUACUUUUGGUGCCAUGUCCAAGAAAUUGUUGCCAAAUCCAAUGUCAUGAAGCUUUUCCCCUAUGGUUUUUUCUAACAAUUUUAUAGUUUAAUCUCUUGUGUUUAGGUCUUUAACCCAUUUUGAGUUAAUAUUAUGUAUGGUGUUAGGUAAGGGUCCACUUUCAUCCUUUCACAUGUUGGUAUCCGGUUUAUCAGCACCAUUUGUUGAGAGGACUGUUCUUUCUCCAGUGAAUGGUCUUGGCACUCUCAUGUACAUAUAUAAAAAAUUUUAAUUCAGAAGCAUUUGGCAUUGAUGGGUGUCUGUGUUGGUGUAGAAGUGACUCCACAUGAUUGGAUUCAGUGUCCUUGCAUUCGCUAGUAGGUUAAAAUGCAAAUCUUCGUGAAGACCUUGACUGUCAAGACCAUCGCCCUGGAGAUGGAGCCUAGUUACACCACCAAAAAUGUGAAGGCCAAGAUCCAGGAUAGAGAGGGCAUUACUGUGUGCCACACACAACAGAAAAGGCUCACCUUUGCAGGCAAGCAACUGGAAGAUGGCUGCCACACACUUUCUGAUUUCAAUAUCCGGGAAGGGUCAACCUUGCACCGGGUCCUGCAUCUGAGGGGUGGUAUGCAGAUCUUUGUGAAGACCCUGAUCAGCAAGACUAUCUCUCUGGAGGUGGAACCCAGUAACACCAUCAGGAAUGUGAAGGCUAAGAUCCAAGAUAAAGAAGGCAUCCCCCCUGACCAGCAGAGGCUCAUCUUUGUAGGCAAGCAGCUGGAAGAUGGCAUCAGUCUUUCUGAUUACAUUAUCCAGAAAGGGUCAACUCUGCACCUGGUUCUCCAUCUGAGGGGUGGCUGUUAAUUCUUAAGUCUUUAAUUCACAGUGCCCAAUGAUGGCAUUACUUUGCACUCCAGCCAUUUAUCCCAAUUUAAGCGUAGAAGUUACUAGUUUCAGUAAUAGCUGAAUCACUGGUUUUUUUCAGUAGCUGUUCAAAGUGUUAAUAAAGAUUUUGUUGCAUGGUUAAAGCACACACACACACAUUGAAAACCAUAACACAUUCAAGACAGUUUUGAAAGAAAAAAAUUCCUAGUUUAAAAAAUUUUUGAAUAAAUUUAAUUGAAGCAUAUCCUAAGACUACAGAAGUGGCUACCAAAACAGAACAAAAGCUACGACCUACUUGGAACUGCUUAUAUAGGUGAAAUCAAAACAAAACUUCAUAGUAAUAAAUGGAUUGCUUAGAUUGUUAAAGACUGUAACUGACAUACUUAAUCCUUAAUUUGUCUCUUUGAGUUGGUAAUACAUUAAUAUAUUUGAACAUAAAAUAGUAUUAGCAGCACUUUUUUCAGUUUUACGUAUUUGAGAUGUGGUAUAAAGAUUUCAUCUGGGGGAUGCCUGGCUGGCUCAGUCGGUUAAACGUCUCCUUUCAGCUCAGGUCAUGAUCUCAGGGUCCUGGGAUCGAGUCCCACAUCAGGCUUCUUGCUCAGCAGGGAGCCUGCUUCUCCCUCUGCCUGCAGCUCCCCCUGCUUGUGCGCUUUCUCUCUUUUUCUCUGACAAAUAAAAUCUUUAAAAAAAAAAAAAAAGAUUUCAUCUGGGAAAGUUUUCUCGGGAAAUAUUAGAAAACCCCCAGAUUAAACCUCUAAAGCUUCAUCCCAUGCUCUUACUGCUGUUACUUUAAGAUACAAUUUACCACAUUAGGGCAGAUGUCUUAAAAUAAAUGAUUCUUGAUUUACAAAUUGGCUUUUGAAACAGUAUAUAUUUUGCUAUUAAUAAAAUAUUAAUAAAUAUUUAUAAUUAUUAAAACAUUGUUUCUCUGCUUUAGACAGAGCUAGAUGUAAUGGAGAAGUCAAACAGCUAGGUAUUCUCCCCUCCAAAACAGAAUGCCAGUUUAAGUGUGGGAUAGAAGGAAUCAGUAGAGAAUGUAGUCAGGGGAGCAGAAUCCAAGAAAAAGCACAAGGUAUUGGGAUUUCAAAACAAGUGAAGAGAUUAGGUUUGGAAAAGAAGGGACAAGUAAGCCAUCCCUUUACAUGAGAAGAAAAGCCAGGUUGGGAGGUUCAUAAUUGAUGUCUUAUCAUUAUGUGACACUUAAAAUUUAAGCUGCCUAGUGAAGAAUGGUGAAUCUGGAGAAAGUUAGAACUGUAAACAUAUUAAGUAUGCUCAAAUAUUGUAGAACGGCAAUAAAUACUUACGAAUUAGAAAAGCACCUUUAAAAGGAUCUUACUAAGUUUGAUAUGUGAAGAAAAGGGUUAGCUUAGUCAGGACAGCAAAACAACUAAUAAUGUGACUUGAAAAUACAGUAUAUUCUUUAUGUAUCCCAACUUGUACAUGCCUCUAUCCAUGGUUCUCAGUCAUGCUUUGUUCUCCCUAAUUUUUCCAGUCAGAAUCCCCCUUACCCUUUGAGAGCCAGCUUUAUAUACCUCCUUUGUGAAGUUGUUAGACACCAAGCAAAAUUACUUUCUUCUUCAUUUCUCUAGACUUUACUUGAUUUGCCUUGUGUUGUAGAUAAUUGUGUACUGUCUUAAAUCUCCCUGAAUUUUGAAGUAUUGGACCUUUCUUCAUUUGAAAUACCUCUU
Ailuropoda melanoleuca (giant panda) is the source of this 2834-nucleotide messenger RNA. Its product is annotated as polyubiquitin. The record is from RefSeq and is a predicted model, not a curated record. Bases 652 to 1125 code for a protein of 157 amino acids. Gene Ontology annotation, molecular function: protein binding. The transcript has a single exon. NCBI's taxonomy places the organism in Eukaryota, Metazoa, Chordata, Mammalia, Carnivora, Ursidae.